AUGAAUUCGUCAUCCUCAAAUCAGUCCGAGUUCGAUUACUUGUUCAAGCUGUUGCUGAUCGGAGACUCGGGAGUGGGGAAGAGUAGUUUACUAUUGAGUUUCACGUCCAACACCUUUGAAGAUCUAUCCCCUACAAUUGGUAUGUAGGAAGAAUUUGGUUACAAUUGGACCUGCGUUUUUUGCGCUUCUGCGUAUCUCUUUCGUAUAAUCCGCACCUCUCGCAAUCACACGAUGCUACCCAACCAUGUUCGUCGGCCUCAUUCUUGAAAAGCAUUUAUCUUUGUUUUUCUCGCUAGUAAUGCAUGUUUGAAUUUGAGGUAUCUUCAUUCCAAUAGUCGUAGGUCUCUACGAAAAAAAGAAUCGUCAGUCUCUUUUUGUCAUCUUACAGGUGUGGACUUCAAAGUGAAGAUAGUAACAGUUGGUGGGAAGAAAUUAAAGCUUGCAAUCUGGGAUACAGGUGAUUAUUAUCCAUGUCAACGUCUCUGUUGAAAUUAGCAACUGUGUACUGUAGAUUUCUUUAGAAAUUUACCUCUUUGAAAUGUUUCCUCCCUUUCUUGUUCUUAAUUUUUUUUUCAAAUGAUUGGGAUCGUACUGAUUUUUAUGUUAUUUUCUUGCACCCACAUCGAGACUUACUCGUUCAGCGACGACUUAGAUGUUAGUGAUUCUCAUUUUAGUAAAAUAUAAUCGGAUAUUCAAUUGUGUAGAUUGCUUCCUGCAAAGGAAAGGCAAUCAACAUUUCUCCUCUGUUGAUCUCUAUGAGGUUAACAUUAUAUACUCAUUGCUAGAGGUGGAAGAUGGAUACCAGCAGAGGUUUAACACAAAAGUUAUGCUGUCUUGCAGCUGGACAGGAAAGAUUCAGAACAUUAACAAGCUCGUACUACAGAGGGGCUCAAGGAGUUAUAAUGGGUAUUUGCUUUUCUUAUUUUCAAUUCGUUCUGUCAUCGUUUACUCUCCUGCUAGAUGCUUACAUCUGUUUAUUUAUUUAUUUUUCAAUGUCUUUUACUAAAGCUGGCAACACAAAGUUAUCAUGGAAGAAGUUUGUGAUGCAUUGGGUAUUGCUGAUUUUGUUGACCGUACACUGCACUUUUGCAUUUUGCAUUUACAUUUACGUUUUUCCCUGCCUCUUAACUCAUUCUGUAUCUAGAUCUUUGCAACACAUGCCACGAAGUUGUGCAUUUUACAUCCCCAUAAGAGGAAAUAUUCAUCCAUCGAUAACUUAUGCCUAUCUUUGCAUUUUUCCGUGACAAAAUUUAGACAUUAUCUUUUGUCUAAUGUAACGUGGCUGAUUGCUAAGACAGACUUUUUACGCAGUGAUGUGAAACCCUCCUUCACAAUGAAACACUGAAUUCCCAAAUGGGAACACUGUGUGGGGACCAUCACCGAUAAACUUUAGAUGGGGCUCCCAUAUCAUCGAAUUCACACAUACCUGUGCUUACUAUCCAAACUUAUUUAAACUAGGGUUGCCUACGCUUGCUGCUCGCUUGCUGUCUACUAAACAAUCCUGAAAUAAUAUCGUGAGACCCCCACUAAGCAUAAGCAUUUCUUCUGCAAUAAGAAACUCUGGCAGGGGCUAAAAACUUGACGCAGCCUGAGAGAUGAGUGGAAAUUUCGCAUGCCUUUGAUGGCAGGAAAAGAAAGCAAACCCGAGAACGCAGAUAGACAACAAGUUGUAAGCUUUAUAGAAUAUUGGAAUUAUGCCAUGCUGUACUAUCCAUUUAGUAUGUCCCAAGAGGUUCUUAACUUGUGCCUUGCAUUGUUUUUGCCCACAAUGACGUGUCAUGUGGGUAGAUUCAAACAGCGGGCAUGGGAAUGGCAAUAUUUUGAUCCUAGAUGUACUGCCCUUAUUUGGAUUAUCUGCUCUAACGGGUUUGUCAUUGACAUCCAUAAAAGGAAUAGGCGCACGAAUGAUGACAGUCAAAUAAAUUACACGACUUUUUCUAUUUAAGGAGUGCAGACGAUAAACACCACCCAAGGGCUCUCGGUCCUAUUCCAUCCCAAAUAGGUUACACAUUGAGGUGACUGACAAGGGAUUUCUGAAGGGAUGACGAUUAAUAUUAACAUGAACCAUUAUUCAUUUUUUCCUCUCUGAUCGGAAAAAGUUGUCAAUUUUCGUGAUUUGUCUUUCUUUGUGUUGGCAGAUGCUUAAACAUUGAUCCGGGGAUCCUCUUAGUGCUGAAUAUCCAUCCUGACUCGUUCUGCAUAAUACAGUUCAGAUGGAACUAGAUUCUGAUCCUCGGAAUCAGCAAGAGUCCUGUACUCUUAUUUUGAUUGAAUACUUAGUCCCCUGGGUCAUGUGGUUGUAAAAGAAUUUUUUUGAGACACCGAUUAUUGCAUCCUUUACUCUCUCGAGGAGGCAUAGCAUUUGGAAUCGGCAACCCCCACUUGGCUGGUUUUGGAGAGAUUAGUUGGUUUUAUAGCUGAUCUCCCCCAGUCUUAAUAUGAGAUUAGCGGCCCUUAAGAAAAAAUAUCAAGCAUCAUUUGAGAUAAAAAGAAAUAGACAUUGUUGAUCCACAAGAAACAUGCAUGUUGUCAUCUGUUGAGACAUCCAUAUUUUUGUUGAACUGCAUUGCUCCUGGUGGAAUUAGUCAUCUUUGCCUGGAUCAUUCAUAUUAUGAACUGAUUUUUCAUCUCAAAAAGGGAGAGAAAUGGGAAAAGGAUUUUUAUAAUGAUGUCCGAAGAAUCCCUGUGUAAAAUUGCUUCACAAGAAAUGGCGUAACUGUUGUCUGAGUAAAUAAGCUGAUAUUGAACUCGUAUUGUAAUUUUUUUUUAUGAGCCUUCAAUUUGGUUUUGCAUUUGGCAAUGUAGCCUGGGAUGUGUGGACUGAUAUUGUCGUUUUUCUUUUUCGUUUAGCAGUUCAGUCAUUCUAAUGCUCUCUCGGUGAAUGGUCUUUUUCGUAUGACUUUUUUUCUGGGUGAGUGUUAGUGCGGAUUACGAUUGUGAUUCUGUCGGUGUCUAAUCUUGGUGUUACAUUUUCCAGUUUACGAUGUUACGCGACGAGAUACAUUCACAAACCUUUCUGAUAUAUGGGCAAAGGAGAUAGACCUGUAUUCUACAAAUCAAGAUUGCAUCAAAAUGCUUGUUGGGAACAAAGUGGACAAGGUGUGCCUAGUUGUACUUCUGUUAUUCUUUACUUUUAGGCAUUUAAUUGAACAUCAAUUUGGUUGUCAGAAUGUUGCAUAUUAUUAUGGAAAUGGGAGAAGUUACGUACAAAGUUGCCAACAUCUGCAGAUGCUAUUUUUCUUCAUAGAGAAAAAGUUGGGUUAUAUUUCUCUCAUUGGAGAAUGAUUCUAAUGGUGUGGCAAACGUCUGUUUUGACAUUUUAUCAGGAGAGUGAAAGAGUUGUCACAAAGAAAGAAGGAAUUGAGUUUGCCAGGAAAUAUGGAUGUCUUUUCCUAGAAUGUAGUGCAAAAACUCGCGUUAACGUGGAGCAGUGUUUUGAAGAACUAGUUUUGAAGGUAUUACUUGUAGUAAUACUUUUUUUUAAUUGCUCUAUCAUUGUUAGUUGAUAUUCUUGUUAAAUAUGCAUUUUCUUGCACCAAUCUUCAAGAUGACUUCCUUAUAACAAUCUUACUUUUCAUAAUUUGGCACUAGUGCUUGCAUCGAUUACUGUUCAUUUGAUUAGUUGUUUAGGCUGAUGGAAGAGCUUUCUUUCACUGUCUUCCUAUAAGUCAUGAUGACAUGUCUCCUUUUAUUUCAUCUUGGUUGAUCCUUGUCCAUCAACACCUAUUCUGCCAAUGUCUUUAAUUUUUAUCACCUCCUGAUAUGAGAUUUUAAGUGGGGUCCUUUUAUUGUAAUAAACAAGAAAUCAAUCCCGCGUGUACUUUUUCUGUUUCCUUUGUUCACUUCAAUAUCCCAUCCACCAUUCAUUUUUCCCGGUUCCGCUCAUAAAAAUUUGCUUGCCAAGUGACAUGGUUGUGAGAAUAAUAUGUUCAGAGGCUGUUGCCUACUAUUGUCGACUAAGUGAUGGAGUGGUCUGAGGAGGGGAAAAAUGCAGCAGCGACAUGAGUAGAAUGCAUAUUUGAGUUCUUUGACCUUCGGUGGUAGAAUCGGUUUUGCAAUAAUAAAAUAGAAAACUGAAAGCUCCAUAUUAAAGUCUAGUCGUUCGAUUAAUGAGUGUGGAAGGCUAGUCGCGCCUUGAAAUUACUAUUAAUCUUAUCGAUUGGGAUAACCUCAGUUCUAUUUGGCGAAAUGAAGCCAAAAACCUAUGCUUUAUGUACUCUAAGACUGCGGUGUGGAUUAAUCCUCCGUGGGAGUUUACAUGAGCCGAAGUGCUAAACUCAACUGCGGCAAAGAGAUGAUGAGCCGUGGUAGAAUAAAUGUUGGAGACCAAAAUUUCACACUGGUCCACUGUGUGCCAGCCCACUUUCACUGGAUGCUGGUCGAUAUCCGUUCUUCCUCUGAUAGAGCUUUAGUUCGUUGUGGCCAUGUGCCUUCUUGGCACUGAAAUCAUUUUCUGGCAUUCAGCUAGAGCAUCCUUUCGAGAAGCCAGGUGAGGGCCAGAGCCUAUGAAGCGUCUCCAUUAUAUUCCGAAUUCCCACACUGCUGUUCGCAGAUCUGCCUAGUUCUCUUGAUCUCCUACAUCGGUUGAAAUCGAUAGGUGAUGAUUCAGUCCCCUAACUCAAGUUUCUGCGUCUUUUGUCAUCCUGUCGUCCAAACUAUCUAUUGUCCUCACUCACUGGGGCACGGCACCGAAUCAUGGUACCCACCAUGUACUCGGAAAAAAAAUACAUCGCUUAUCUGUUCUGUGAGAAAUCGGAAUUUUUUGUUCCAAUGAAGCAUUCCUCUGAACCAUCUGUUGUUUCACCGGCGAAUGACACGGGCUUUCAUGUGAUGCAGAUAUUAGACACCCCGAGUCUCCUGGCUGAGGGCUCCGCGGGUACGAAGAAGAACAUCUUCAAUCAGAAGCCGCCGCAGGCCGACGCUUCCGCGGGUUCUUGCUGCUGA
Molecule: messenger RNA, 4944 nt
Organism: Spirodela intermedia
Lineage: Eukaryota; Viridiplantae; Streptophyta; Magnoliopsida; Alismatales; Araceae
Source: the annotation of a GenBank genome assembly